Brassica oleracea var. oleracea is the source of this 787-nucleotide messenger RNA. RefSeq names its product HVA22-like protein a. Bases 157 to 633 code for a protein of 158 amino acids. The transcript has 6 exons. Lineage: Eukaryota; Viridiplantae; Streptophyta; Magnoliopsida; Brassicales; Brassicaceae. The record is from RefSeq and is a predicted model, not a curated record.
UAGAAGAGUUCGAUCUUCUGGCGCUUGCUUUGGGAGGGAGAAUGAAGGUCUAUCACACAAUUAUUCUCGUCUCUCUUUCUUCAUCUUGAUCUCCUGUGGGUAGUGUGUUUUAGUGGAGUAAGAAUCAGAUUCAGAGCUAAAUCAAGCUUUGAGAGAAUGGGAUCUGGAGCUGGAAAUUUCAUCAAGGUUCUUUUGAGGAACUUUGAUGUUCUUGCUGGGCCUGUUGUUAGUCUCGUUUAUCCACUACAUGCUUCAGUCAGAGCAAUUGAAACUCAGUCUCACGCUGAUGACAAACAAUGGCUCACUUACUGGGUCCUUUACUCCUUACUUACACUCUUCGAGCUCACAUUCGCCAAACUCAUCGAAUGGGUACCGAUAUGGUCAUAUGCCAAGCUGAUCUUGACUUGCUGGCUAGUGAUUCCAUACUUCAGCGGCGCUGCUUAUGUCUACGAACACUUUGUGAGACCUGUGUUUGUUAACCCACAGAGCAUUAACAUUUGGUAUGUGCCGAAGAAGAUGGAUAUCUUCAGAAAGCCAGAUGAUAUGCUAACAGCUGCUGAGAAGUACAUUGCAGAGAAUGGACCUGAUGCUUUCCAGAAGAUCUUAAGCCGAUCUGAUAAAUCAAAAAGAUAAACAGCCUGAGACCAUGUAUGGUGAAGAGUAUCAGUACCAAGGGAACUACAAAAGCUUUUAAUACUAGACUUGUGAAGCAAGUUUCAUGUCUUAGAUGUUUGUUUUGCCUCUUUGUAAAAUAAGUUUAUAAAUAAACUUUAUUGAAACUUGUUCA